GUACUUGCCCACCUCUGGUCCAAAUGACAGAUGGCUAAUGCAAACACAAAUGAAAUUUCUGUUGAUUGUGAAAAAUAUAGACUUCUUUAAUUUUUUGAAGUAUUAAAAUUUGUAUUUAGUUGUAAUAGGUAAUUAGUUAAUACUAUAAUGUCGUCAGAACAUUUAGAAAAAGAGUUAGAUUUAAGUAAUGCUGGUCGAGGAGUUUGGUUAGUAAAAAUUCCGAAGUAUGUAGCCAAUAAAUGGGAAAAAGCCCCGGGACAUAUAGAAGUUGGUAAACUCAAAAUAAAUAAAAAACCUGGGCAAAAAGCUGAAGUGACUUUGAGUUUAUCUGAAGCUGUCAUGGUAAUGAAAGAUGCAGAGGAAAAAGAAAUUCCUAAGGAACUUAAAUUAGAUGUUUCAAGUGUAACUGGACAAACACUUGGUGUCUUUUCACAUAUUCCUACAUCAGCCACAUCAGACGAUGUUGUACCAGAGAUAGAAAAACUUUUCAUGGAAGGAAGAAUUGUUCAAAAGUUAGAUUGCCGUCCAUUUGCUGACAAAGUCUACAUGAAACUUAAGGAAGAAAGUAUCAAAAAAGCUUCUAUUCCUCGUAGACAAGUUCAGCAAUUGGACAGAGUUGUUCAAAACUUCAAACCCGUAUCUGAUCAUAAGCACAACAUUGAAUAUGCAGAAAAGAAGAAGGCAGAAGGAAAGAAGAUGAGAGGAGACAAGGAAGCUGUUUUGGAUAUGUUGUUUGCUGCUUUUGAGAAACAUCAAUAUUAUAACAUCAGAGAUUUAGUGAAAAUUACUCGACAGCCAGUUGUGUACCUGAAAGAAAUAUUAAAUGAAGUGUGUAAUUAUAAUUUAAAAAAUCCACACAGAAAUAUGUGGGAAUUAAAACCAGAGUAUAGGCAUUAUAAAGAUGACAAAAAAGUUGGUGAAAGCAGUGCUUCCAAAGAUGAUUCAGAUUAAAUUAAAAAUUGCACUUCUUAAUGACGUAAUUUAUAAACUAUGUUAAUAAUCUAUUUUCUCUUCUUUAUUUUAGAACAAAGAUUAUUAUAUCGUUAUUUUUGUAAGAAUGUAAUUAUAUGUAAAGAAAAUAAUAAAUUAAAUAAACGUUUUCAUAUGUAAAGUUAUCAAAA
This is a messenger RNA of Leptopilina boulardi, 1121 nucleotides long. It is a transcript of the gene TfIIFbeta, whose product is annotated as general transcription factor IIF subunit 2. The record is from RefSeq and is a predicted model, not a curated record. The transcript has 6 exons. Gene Ontology annotation, cellular component: transcription factor TFIIF complex. Gene Ontology annotation, biological process: transcription initiation at RNA polymerase II promoter; transcription by RNA polymerase II. NCBI's taxonomy places the organism in Eukaryota, Metazoa, Arthropoda, Insecta, Hymenoptera, Figitidae. The coding region runs from base 148 to 951 and encodes 267 amino acids.